ACCCUGCGGGGAUGGCGGCGGUGUUCCCGAUCGGGGAAAUGGUUCACCGAUCACUUCACCGAUUGCGCCCCGUUCACCCUUAGAACCAAAAGAUCCUCCAAACUCAUUGGAGAAUAAACACACAGUAGCCUUUUUCUCCAACAAGAACCAGGGUUUUAGUGAGAGAAAAAAAACAGAGUCACUUUGUGUUUUUGUGUGAAAAAUAAAGAGGACAAAAAGGGGAGCUUCCAUCAAUCAUAGCAAAGCUGCUAAAAUCAUGUUACCUGCUCCUAUGUGAUGGGUAUCUGUCAAUUUCCCUUUUUUAAGUAACAAAAAUUUACCUUUCUGAUUUGGGUAUUUUCUUUCUUCUGUUCUUCAUCAUUUCUUGAUUGUUAAAGACUUAAAGUUGAGAUCUUGAUUGAAUCAAGAUUAGGGUUUUAAGUGGGUGACAGUAAAUAAGUAAUGGGUAAUGUUAGUGUCAGAGAACAAGCAAAGGGUAAACAGUUUGAUCAAGAUGAGUGCUUCAUGGAAUGUGGUCAUGCUCAGGCGCAUGUUAGUGAUAGAAACAGCAGCAGCAGCUAUCCUGCGCAUAUGCUUCCCCACCAUAGGGCUUCAGCUUCUCACACGCCUCAGAUUGUGCAGGUUCAAAGAGAUGAAUAUAAAUCUGUGAAUCAAGAAAAGAGUAUGCCAGUGGUGAUAAGAUGGAUUCAUGGUGGCACAGAAAUUGCAAUUGAGGGGUCAUGGGAUAACUGGAGGACAAGGGAGUUAUUAGAGUGUUCGGGCAGCGAUUUCUUUAUCGUUAAGGUGUUAAACGUUGGCGUUUACCAUUAUCGAUUUGUUGUUGAUGGGCGGUGGACUUAUGCUUCUGAUUUACCACAUGAACUUGAUGAUAUAGGGAAUGUUUUUAACAUUUUGGACUUGAAGGAAAGUUACUCCGAAAAUGGGGGACGAGAUGAAGAACCGGAAUGCCCUUCUUCCCCGGUAUCAAGCUACAACAAUGCCGGCUUCACAUUACAAGAUUUUGGCGAGAAACUGCCCGAACUGCCCCCGUUGCUACAACAAAUGCCUCUAAAUCAACCAUCUUCAUCCAAGAACUUCCAACAGGCUCUUCACAAGCCAUUACCAGCCAAUUUGAACCAUUUAUAUGUUAAGAGAGACGGUAGCAAUCAACCUGUUGUUGCGCUGAGUUCAUCGCAGCGAUUUCGCUCCAAAUUUGUAACAACGGUGCUUUACAAGCCAUUCAAGAAAGUAAGAAAGUGAUUUUUUUUUUAUUUUCUUUCUUUUUUGUUUGUUUUAUUUGGGGUUUACAAACCAGAAACUACAUAUUGGAGGCAUUGAGUUUUAUAGUUUAGGAAAAAAGGCAGAAUCUUGAUUUAUAAAGAAUUUUAUGUCGUUUACAUUCAA
Messenger RNA from Helianthus annuus (common sunflower), 1383 nucleotides. Its product is annotated as SNF1-related protein kinase regulatory subunit beta-2. The record is from RefSeq and is a predicted model, not a curated record. Lineage: Eukaryota; Viridiplantae; Streptophyta; Magnoliopsida; Asterales; Asteraceae. The transcript has 4 exons. Gene Ontology annotation, molecular function: protein binding. Bases 442 to 1239 code for a protein of 265 amino acids.